ACUUCUUGUCUAGUUCUUCUUCUUCAACGCCUCAAGCAGCUCGGCCGGCGGCUGCUGUCGGUAUCCCUGAGGGUUGUUCCGCGUCCAGCGCCAGAGGUCCUCACACGCCUGUUCGAGCGUCCGCUCGGCCUUCCAGCCCAGCUCCUUGUUCGCCCGCGUAGGGUUCGACGUCAGGUCCAGCACGUCACCCGGACGGCGAGGAGCAACCUCGUAUGGCAGGUCACGGCCCACCGCGGCCGAGAAGGCGCGGAUCAUCUCGUAGACAGUGCUGCCACGGCCAGUACCCAGGUUCCAGGCGCGAACACCAGGCUUGUUCGCACGCAGGUAGUUGAGCGCUAG
Messenger RNA from Rasamsonia emersonii CBS 393.64, 339 nucleotides. RefSeq lists its product as uncharacterized. NCBI's taxonomy places the organism in Eukaryota, Fungi, Ascomycota, Eurotiomycetes, Eurotiales, Trichocomaceae. The record is from RefSeq and is a predicted model, not a curated record. The annotation marks the transcript as partial. The transcript has a single exon.